Messenger RNA from Nothobranchius furzeri (turquoise killifish), 4442 nucleotides. Lineage: Eukaryota; Metazoa; Chordata; Actinopteri; Cyprinodontiformes; Nothobranchiidae. The record is from RefSeq and is a predicted model, not a curated record.
GAAUCGCGUGGUGGGGCUGUGAACGUUACAGCAGCCAGCAAACACUGCAGUGCAGUAGCCAACCAGCAACCAGCGGCCAGCGCGACUACUCGCUGAGAGAUAUGGGUGAAAUGACGCUACAAGUUAACCGCUGUCAGAGUGACCCCCUCCACAUGGGCCGGUAAUCAUGUCCACAGAUGACAGUAUCUCUGAGGAUGUGUCCAGCUCGGCUUUGAGCCACUGCCACGCCAGCGCUGACGGGGAUGGAGAGAAGGAGAGUGAAACCUCUCUGGUGUCCUCUGAGGGGACAUCAGCCUCGGGACUGGCUGUCUCAGAGGAGAGACACACAACCUCCCACACCACGCCAGGCACCGUGGAAAGCAGGCCCUUGGACAUCACACCAGCAUGCAACAAGAUCAGGAGUCUGUGUCUGAGCACAGAUGAAGCGUUUGAACAAGGGAAGAGCCUUCCAUUCAUCAACCCGAGCUCCCUGGAGACCCUUAGGGCUUUGGUGCAGGAGAUCCAGAGCAGUGGAGAGACAGACCCUGAGGUUUGGAAGGACUGUGAGGGUCGAUGGUUGCAUCUGUUCCAGCUGGUUGAAAAGCAAUACCAAGAGCAAAUACUCGCUCAGCAAGAACAAUAUCAGUGCCAAAUACAGUUGAUUCAGGAUGAAAUUAAGGCCCUUGUCCAGCUCCAGAACCGCCAAACCAGUGUCCACCAACAAACAGAGUUCUCACCGACUCUAGUGACCAAAAGCACCACAAACAUGAAGGACUACGUUUUUCCAGUCAUUCCCAGCGACUGCACAGUUCUCAUAAAUGAGCCCAAUGACAACAACAGCUUGGCAGCUCCUUUUCAUAGUGCUUUCAGCACCCCCUCACCUCCACAUACCACAUCAGAGACCCACAACCAGGGCGAGGAGCAGACAAUCACAAUGCUCAGCAGUGGAUAUGGAACCUUGUGUACUUGGAAAACCGGUCUAGAACCUGAUGAGUCUCCUGAAGAUUUAGUACCGGAUCAAGGGGUGCAGAGGCAUCAGUGGGACAGAAAUCUCCAGAAAGAGAUGGAGACAACAGUGAUUGGUCACCAGCUGGAUUAUCACAAUGAAACAAUAGUUGGAGUGAAGGAAACUAAGCCCGUGGUGUACCAGCAGACAGCUGCUGGAAGCAAUCAGCAGCUGACGUCUUGGGCCCAGAGGCAGAAACUCAGACCCAAGAAGACCAAAGCAGAACAAGCUUCACCACAAAUCUCUAACUACCCGGAGCAGUCUCGCGGUCCCAGGGAACCCAGCGAACAAACUCCACUGGGGACUACAGACUUCCACAGCCAGCACCGACCUGAUGGGCCGCUGGGGAGGAGUGAUAGUCUGACGUCCGAAGCAUCAGGCCUCACCUACUGGCGGCUGAAUGAGUGUGAACUUUACUGGCCUCUACCAGACAGCUUUGACAGCAGCGCUUACCUUCUUCUGCAAGAGGCAUCCACGCAUCUUGAGCCACGGCUGUCUCUCAAAGAGCUCUAUCACAAGCAAAAAGAUUGUAAACGAAUCGACUCAGAAGGAUCAGUUAUUUCUAGUCCUUUGUCGCCACAGCAGAUGUUGACGCUGGAUGCAACAACUCACACGCAGCACUCAGAUCGAACAUCUGGCUUCACUUCACCGUCUCACUUCAGCAGCCCUUCAUUUCCUGCCCAGCACUACUCCAGAGCCAUAAAAUCCAUAACCCCUGACAGCAUGGUGGAGAGUAGUCCCAAUCCUGGAGACACAGACUGCAUCUCCGACACCUCCAGUGCUUCUGCUGCUGGACCUUCACCCACUAAAAUGCAAAGCACAUGGGGAAACAUUUCUCAAGCAGAGCUGUCUACCUCCAGGGUUAGGAACCAGUCCUCCCACAUGGGUAACCAGCAGCACAGAGCUAGCGCCCCCUUAGGCAGUGAAGAGGAAUGCACCCACACCAGCACUUUGAAGCCCUGUUCUGCCCUUGGCGCUGUUCUGCGGCCUACAGCCAGUCCACACACUGGGAGAGCUUCACCACUUGAAGAUCCAGUUGUCCUUUCUCUACUGCGGCAGAACCUCAGAGAGAAGCACACUCGACACGUAGCGGAUCUGAAAGCUUACUACGAGGCUGAGAUCCAAAACCUACGAGACAAACUCAAACUCAAGGAUCUGCCUCAGGAUUUAGAGAAGAGCAAUCUCAAGCUGACACAAAGGUGCAAACAUCUGCAGAAAGCAUUAGCUGAUGCCACAAGCCGUAUCCAAGAACUGGAGGCAACAAACAGCUCACUGGAGAAAAAACUGGCGGAAUGGCCAGAGCGCUACGCCGUAGCAGGGGCCACAGUCAAAUCGCUACAGCAUAGACUAGAAGAAAGCAACCGCUCAGGCAAGGAGAGAGACGCCCUGAACGUUCGUCUGAAGACCAGAGUCCGGCAGCUGGAGGAGACGGCGCAGAAAGCCUGCAGGGAGGCCGAUGAGAAGGAGGCAAAGAGAGAGAGAGAGUACAAGAUGCUGCAGGAUCUACUCCGAGAAUACGAUUCUCUGAUGAAGGAGCAUGAAGUGGUGAAGAACAACCUGGUGUCAGCAGAAGGCAAGCUGGUCGACGCCAACAGUCAUAUUUCUGAGUUAAAGAGAGUUAUCUCCAAGCUGGAGUCCCAGGUGAAGCAGCUGGAGCACGAGAACCAGGACAGGCUCCGCUCCGCUUCCCACAGUAACACACAACCCUCUGGGGCUGGACUUUUCCAUCAUCCGGACCUUCUUCUUUCAGCAAGUAAAAUCCAAACAGAGCCAGAUGUCACCUGCAGGAAGUCUCCCCGUUCUCGGUCUGACCAGCUGAGUGGCAGCAGAAGAUCAACGUUCUCUAAAACUAACCAGUCGAGUGUCCACAAGAGGUCUGCAAGUUCAGUAACCGAUCAGUCAUCUGGAACGGAAAGCUCUGUGGACUUCUCCUCAGCUUCAGGGAGCUGGAGGUGUGCAUCUCCUCUAGAGUGUGAACAAACCCUGCUUCAGGCCAGGCACCAGGAGCGGAGCGCUCCUCACAGGGAGGCUGGUCGAAGAGAGGGAUCCAGCCCGCUGACCCCCAUGAUGAGGGCCCUGAUAGAGCUGGAAGAGACCAAAGCCACAGAGAGCCGGGCCCCCUGGCUCAGCCAUCAGCGGACUACCGUGGGGUUUGUGGAGCGAAAACACAAAGAGUCAAUUCAGCAGAGAACAGAGCCUAAUCAGGCAGAGAGGGAGGCCCAUACACCUGGUGGAAUCAUGGCCGGAGCCGAGCAAGGAGCAGCACAGAGUCGCGUCAGAGUCGAGAGAGCUGCAGUUCUGCUGAGAGGUCAGAGGAGUUUGUCUCCAGAGGGCCGCAGAUCCUCCUCCUUGCCUCCAGCGCAGUGGAACGGACCUACAGCGACACCCAGUGAGUGACCUCACAGUUCGGGCAGAUGGUCUUUUUCCCUUGAGGGGCUAGUAUCAGUCCUGUCUUAAUACAAAGAAACAUUCUGUAUUAUCCCCUUAGCUCUGGAAAUGUUGGUUGAUUUCACCCGGGAGGGAAAAGAAAUAUUCCCAUUAUUCUUUGCAGCUGAAGCAUUUAAAGCAAUCCUCAAAUAUUUAAAUAGAAACUAUUUUUUGUUUAAUAUUUCAGAAAAAUGGUCAGUAACUCUGAUUUUAACAUGCAGGAUGAACAUGAAAAUAGUCUCCUACACCUAUCUCCUGCAUAGAAGAUAGAAGGUGAAACUCUAGGAUUAGAAAAACCUGACAUCUACGUCACACUGUAGCUUAGCAUUCAUGAACUCAAGACGAGAAAGGCUGUUGUUGGUUUAGCGUCCAGGAAACAGCUCUGAAGUGGUCUGGGACAUGCUUGUAAGGCUAGAUGAAAAUGAUCCUGAGCCAGGCUGAAGGAACCCCCCGACCUGAUGGGACUCAGCAAGCAGCAGAAACAAUAGCGUGGUGGUUCUCCGAGUAAAAAGAGCUAAUGGCUUUGCUGUACAAAUCAGGCUAAUUUGACAAUCAGCCAUCAGUGGAACGGAGUGAGCGAUCUUUCUCCGACUGAAAUUAAGAUUUUUGACAACACGAUAACUGACCCAGGGUCUGUUGUGUCUACUGUUUUACACGUCCAGGGCUUUAAAAGUGUUACCGUGGUAGCAGCGAGCGCCGGCGGAGAGCUCUGGGUAACAGGAGCUAGAUGUGUGAGCUGACACAGCGGCACAUUUGGUCAUCCUUGGUUUUCUUUUCAUGGUGCUACCACGACCAAUAUUAUUCAUGACUGUGGUCGUCUCGUAGACAUAAUUUGCUGCUUUCCGCUCUACUUUUAUCCCCCGUUGUCCCUUUGCUGUCCCUCACUCUGCACCGUUGUUUGAGAGAGGGUGGGACAAAGAGGCUGAUCCUCUGGCUUCCUGACAGAGCACGAAGGAAUUAACUGUAAUAACACUACAGGUUUACAUUUUUAUGGACUCAUGGUAAAACAAAGCAGGCAUGUAAAAUGCUU